Aspergillus mulundensis is the source of this 633-nucleotide messenger RNA. RefSeq names its product Rab family GTPase. Gene Ontology annotation, cellular component: recycling endosome. The record is from RefSeq and is a predicted model, not a curated record. NCBI's taxonomy places the organism in Eukaryota, Fungi, Ascomycota, Eurotiomycetes, Eurotiales, Aspergillaceae. Gene Ontology annotation, molecular function: GTPase activity; GTP binding. Gene Ontology annotation, biological process: exocytosis. The transcript has 5 exons. The coding region runs from base 1 to 633 and encodes 210 amino acids.
AUGGCCAACGACGAAUAUGAUUUCCUCUUUAAAGUCGUCCUUAUCGGAGACUCUGGCGUCGGAAAGUCAAAUCUGCUCUCGCGCUUUACUAGGAACGAGUUCUCACUAGAUUCCAAGUCGACUAUCGGUGUCGAGUUCGCUACUCGUUCUAUCCAGGUGGACUCCAAGACAAUCAAGGCUCAGAUCUGGGAUACUGCUGGUCAGGAGCGUUACCGCGCUAUUACAUCAGCCUACUACCGAGGAGCUGUCGGUGCGCUUCUCGUGUACGAUAUCAGCAAGCAUCAGACCUACGACAAUGUCAACCGAUGGUUAAAGGAGCUCCGAGACCAUGCCGACUCCAACAUUGUCAUUAUGCUUGUCGGUAACAAGAGCGAUUUGAGGCAUCUCCGGGCUGUCCCCACAGAGGAGGCCAAGCAAUUUGCCAGCGAGAACAACCUUUCUUUUAUCGAGACUUCCGCCCUGGACGCUAGCAACGUCGAGCUCGCUUUCCAGAACAUCCUCACAGAAAUCUACCGCAUCGUAUCCAGCAAAGCGCUUGAAGGCGAAUCUGGCGGAGCCUCUGUCGGGGAGCGUCGUCAAAUAAUCGAUAUCGAAAAGACUCAAGAUACCGAAAACAAGGGAGGAUGUUGUUAA